Messenger RNA from Aspergillus calidoustus, 831 nucleotides. The record is from the annotation of a GenBank genome assembly. Lineage: Eukaryota; Fungi; Ascomycota; Eurotiomycetes; Eurotiales; Aspergillaceae.
AUGACGGAGAAUAUAAUCCUACCUUUUCCUUCGUCAAGUGCACUUACUCCCAGUGUUUCAUCGAUCUUCGAGACUUCCAGUACCCCGCAGAACAUCCCCGAUAUGUCCGACCCUUACUACAACCAGCCCCAUAGCUACCCAUCCACAACCAACGGAAAACAUGCUGAGAGUCAAUAUCAGCCACCUGCAUAUGGCCACGGACAUCUACCACACCAACAGCAAGGCUAUCCACAUGCUCAGCCGCAGUACAGUGAACACUCAGGUCAUGGCCAUUCCCAGACCCAGUUUCAGUAUCAUCAUCAGCCGGCAGAGCCGCAGGACGGCCAUCUCAGUGGGCAAUAUGAAUACACGGGCUCGGAAGAUUAUAAACAUGAUAAUACGUUGCUGAGCCCCCACUAUGAACCGCGUAGUCGCGAUUACCGGGGCAGUAACGCCGAGUAUUUCGAGGAUUCGAGUCGUUCUCAUCGCACUACCGCCAGAUCGACCUCCCACGAGCGUCGAGGCCGGGAAGAUGAGAUAAGUGGCAGUGGAGAUGAAGGAGAGCGGGGGAUAGGAGGAACACUUGUCGGCGGCGCAACAGGCUACUACUUGGGCCAUAGGAAGCAUCAUGGGCUACUUGGAGCUAUCGGCGGUGCGCUGCUGGGUAAUUUUAUUGAGAAGAAAGUGGACGAGAGGAGAGAGGACCGACACAGCGCUCACCACCAUGGGCAGCAUCACGGACAUUAUCACCCCGCUCGUCAUCGGAGUCGAUCCCCGCACAGUCACCGCAGUCGCUCUCGAUACAGCCAUCGCAGUCGGUCGCGAGAUAGUCAUCGCAGCACGGAUUCGUAG